Molecule: messenger RNA, 909 nt
Organism: Lathyrus oleraceus (garden pea)
Lineage: Eukaryota; Viridiplantae; Streptophyta; Magnoliopsida; Fabales; Fabaceae
Product: zinc finger protein 1-like
Exons: 1
Coding region: 1-909 (302 amino acids)
Biological process (GO): negative regulation of abscisic acid-activated signaling pathway
Source: RefSeq, a predicted model, not a curated record
AUGGUAUCCGAAUCCUCUAGCAUCUCAAUCACUUCACAAGAUCAUGGUGAUUCUUUCAAUAUCAUAAAAGUGGUGAAUGAAAAGGAGAAGGAGAAUGAACAAGAUCAAUCCUCAAACUCCGAUUCAAAGGCAUCUAUUGAUUUCAUGAAGCUAUUGAAAGAAGAUUUGGUUGACGGAUCAAAGGUGCAAGAGCACAAUUAUUUUAACCCUAUUCAAGUUGGUUCAUCGUCUAUUCCUCCUAAUACUGACAACGAAAAGAAAGACGAGAAAAUCACUGAAGAGAAGAAUUCGGAGUCAAAGACAUCUUAUUCAUGCAGUUUUUGCCAAAGAAAAUUUUCUACUUUACAAGCGCUAGGAGGACAUCAGAAUGCCCAUAAGGCAGAACGCGCUUUAAAAAAACAACGUGAACAAAGGUACGACAACGAUGUUUUAGGUUCAGGGCAAACUCACUUGAACCAUUAUUUUCGUUACCCUAGUCCUCUUUUGUCACCUUAUGGAUCACUUGGGGUUAGAAUGGAGUCAAUGAUUCAAAAACCAUCAUUUUUUAGCCCUAGGAUUUCAUCAAAUAAUUUUGCUUCUAGUCACUAUGGUUUGUGUUUGCCCGAGGCAUUAAACCCUUCUCUUUUUAGUUUGAGAAACAACAUGGAAGGUAGUAGCAGGGUUGGAAUUCUAGGUCUUGGUGAUGCAACUUCUUCUAGGGUUGAAAAUGGUGUAAAUAAUAAAAUUAGUACUUUUCUAAAAUUUGGAGAUUCUUCUAAAGAUAUUGCGAGAAGUUCAAACUCAAUCGUAGACAACAAUUUUUGUGUGGCUCCGGCUUCUAUCAAAGAUAACAUUCAUCAACCAAAGUUCAACAUUGAAGAAGAAACUUCUGAUGAAUCUUCUGAGCUUGAUUUGACACUUAAGCUUUGA